This is a messenger RNA of Frieseomelitta varia, 1437 nucleotides long. It is a transcript of the gene MED6, whose product is annotated as mediator of RNA polymerase II transcription subunit 6. Gene Ontology annotation, biological process: regulation of transcription by RNA polymerase II. Gene Ontology annotation, molecular function: transcription coactivator activity. NCBI's taxonomy places the organism in Eukaryota, Metazoa, Arthropoda, Insecta, Hymenoptera, Apidae. The record is from RefSeq and is a predicted model, not a curated record. The transcript has 7 exons. Gene Ontology annotation, cellular component: core mediator complex; mediator complex. Bases 629 to 1318 code for a protein of 229 amino acids.
UUACGAUCAAUAAUGAAACUAUGAAAUUGAAAAAAUAAUAACAAUAUUAAUAAAGAUAACGCUAUUGAAAAGUAUACAAAUGUCUAGAUUUUGUGGUAUUAUUACGUAAAAUAUCUAUUUUUAUAAGCUAUGGUUAUGGAGUAAUAAUUUUUGCACAUUCGGGGAAAGGAACUAAAAAUAACAGUAAUAUAAUGAGAAAAUUAUUGCUAUAUUUUUGUGUAAAUUAUGGUAAGUAGACAUCGAAGAAGGAUUAAAUAAUACACAUUAAUUAAUUUCAUGUGAGAAAAAUUCGUGUUCUACUGAAGCGAACAGAUAAUCUAAACGAUUCGUUUAGCGUGCAACAACCUGUGAUUGACAGGUAUCGAAAAAUAGAAAGUAACGUGUGUGGACACAAGUGUAAUAAAUAGCUUGGUGCAGAUGUCCUUACCGUAUUUUGAUGACUGAACGAUGAGAACACGGUUAGAAAGAUAUUUGAGAGUGAUACAUUAAUCAUAAUCGUAAUCCCUGUUUUCUGGCAAUGUUGUUGGAGGUGAUCAUGAUUGAUUAGAAACAUUCUCAUUAAUACGGAGAAGCAAGCAGUAUUAAAAUAUUUUAAGUAUUUAAUGAACGUAUAACCUAUAAUAGAAAGAUGUUAUCUGGAAGACCUCCUGUGACAGAGAAUCCUCUGGGACUUUCUUGGCACGAUAGCGCGUGGAUUCCUGUAUUAAAUCCAAACAACAUAAUGGAUUACUUUUCUGAAAGAAGUAAUCCUUUUUAUGACAGAACGUGUAAUAAUGAAAUUGUUAAAAUGCAGCGUUUAAGUCCAGAUCAAUUACAAAAUAUGACCGGUCUCGAAUACAUUCUUUUACAUGUACAAGCACCUAUUUUAUAUGUAAUCAGAAAGCAACAUCGUCAUUCUCCUACUUUAGCAGCACCGCUUGCGGAUUAUUAUAUUAUUGCUGGUGUUGUAUAUCAAGCUCCUGAUCUAGCAUCAGUUGUGAGCUCUAGAUUGUUAUCUACGGUACACCACUUGCAGUCUGCCUUUGAAGAAGCUAGCUCAUGCUCGAGGUAUCAUCCUAGUAAAGGCUAUUAUUGGGAUUUCAAAAAUGGAAAAGCAUUGGCAGCAAAGAAAGAGACACCCGUUCGUGAAGAACCAAGUUCUUUGUUUCAGCGGCAAAGAGUAGAUAUGUUGCUGGCUGAACUUACACGGAAAUUUCCAUUACCUGUCCCAAAGCCAGUACACCAAGCCAUAGAACCUUCAAUGGAGAUUAAACAAGAAAUAAAAACGGAAAAGAAAGACAUGAAACCACCACCAGAGAAGAAACCAAAAGUUAAUUAAUAAAGAUUUAGAACGGUUAAUAAUACUUUGUGUAUAUAUUGUAUUUUAUCUCAAUUUUUAUUUUAUGAAAUACGUGUUUCGCAUUAUUAAACAUAUUUUGAUAAACCACUGAAUUUUGU